Molecule: messenger RNA, 1386 nt
Organism: Onychomys torridus (southern grasshopper mouse)
Lineage: Eukaryota; Metazoa; Chordata; Mammalia; Rodentia; Cricetidae
Product: sodium/potassium-transporting ATPase subunit alpha-4-like
Exons: 10
Coding region: 1-1386 (461 amino acids)
Biological process (GO): potassium ion import across plasma membrane; proton transmembrane transport; intracellular sodium ion homeostasis
Cellular component (GO): membrane
Molecular function (GO): ATP hydrolysis activity; P-type sodium:potassium-exchanging transporter activity; ATP binding
Source: RefSeq, a predicted model, not a curated record
AUGAAUAAAAAUCUGCAAGUAGGGAGAAAAAAGAAGAAAGAUUUAGAAGAGCUGAAGAAAGAAGUGACCAUGGAUGAUCACAAGCUAACCCUGGAUGAGCUGAGUGCCAAGUACUCUGUGGACUUGACCAGGGGCCAUAGCCUCAAAGAUGCCCAGGACAUUCUGUUUGUAAAUGGACCAAAUGAACUAAUGCCUCCCCGGACCAUUCCAGAGUGGGUCAAAUUCUGUAAACAGCUGUUCGGUGGCUUCUCCCUCCUGCUGUGGACUGGUGCCUUUCUCUGCUUCCUGGCCUAUGGCAUACAUCAACAUUAUGGCGAAAAAGUCAACAAAGAUAACCUGUACCUGGGUAUUGUGCUCUCUGCCGUGGUCAUCAUUACUAGCUGCUUCUCAUAUUAUCAGGAGUCCAAGAGCUCCAAGAUCAUGGAAUCUUUUAAGAACCUGGUGCCUCAGCAAGCUCUGGUAAUUCGAGAUGGAGAGAAGAUGCAAAUCAAUGUAAAAGAAGUAGUUUUGGGGGACCUAGUAGAAGUGAAAGGGGGAGACCAAGUCCCUGCUGAUAUCAGGGUUAUCUCUGCACAAGGAUGUAAGGUAGACAACUCCUCCUUGACUGGGGAGUCAGAACCCCAGUCGCGCUGCCCUGAUUGCACCAAUGAGAACCCUCUGGAGACCCGGAACAUCAUCUUCUUCUCCACCAACUGUGUAGAAGGAACAGCCCGGGGUAUUGUGAUUGCUACCGGAGACUCCACAGUAAUGGGACGAAUUGCUUCACUGACAUCGGGCUUGGCAAUGGGCCAGACCCCCAUUGCUAUUGAAAUCGAACACUUCAUUCAUCUGAUUACAGCUGUCGCUGUCUUCCUUGGUGUCACUUUUUUUUUGCUCUCACUGAUCUUGGGCUAUACCUGGCUGGAUGCUGUCAUUUUCCUUAUUGGCAUCAUUGUGGCCAACGUGCCUGAAGGGCUGCUGGCCACUGUCACUGUGUGCCUGACACUGACAGCCAAGCGCAUGGCCCGGAAGAACUGCCUGGUGAAGAACCUGGAGGCGGUGGAGACGCUGGGCUCCACAUCCACCAUCUGCUCCGACAAGACAGGCACCCUCACCCAGAACCGCAUGACAGUGGCCCACUUGUGGUUUGACAAAACUGUGGAAAACAUUUCCCAAGUCCUCGGACACCUGGUUUUACCUGGCUCGGAUUGCUGGCCUCUAUGCUCCACCCCUGGGGCUUAUGCAAACCCUUCCCUGCAGCGGGCAACAACGGGGGAUGCUUCUGAGUCGGCCCUCCUCAAAUUCAUUGAACAGUCCUACAACCCUGUGAGUGAAAUGAGACAGAAAAACCCCAAGGUGGCAGAGAUUCCCUUCAAUUCUACCAACAAGUACCAGGUACAGAAUUGA